GCCAACGGACUGUUGAAAGGUUGAUGUAUCUGAAAUGAUAGAAAUGAAAUUAGAACAAGUGAACUAGCGAUUUAGAAGCAAGUGUACGUACCGUGAAGCCAUAUGUGACCACAAUCGUUGUUGAAUGACACAAAAAGUAUAUGGUAAUCGUGAAUCUAUAUCUAUCGUACGUACAAAUGCCUGUAUCAAUAGAACGUGGUCUGUAUAAAUUAUAUUUUAAUUAUUAAUAUUCAUAUUCUUGUGUAGAAAUAUACUGGCAUAAAAUAGACUAUAUAUAUAUAUAUAUAAAUUUUUCCAAUUUUUGGAAAUUUUUUCUUUUUCAAAUAAAUUUCAUUUGCAUUUUUUCUAUAAGAUCAUUAUUUAUAGUAUUAAAUACAGCCGACUUUUUAGGACUUAUUAUAUUAUUAUUAUAUUUUACCAAAUAGCAUGUACUUUUUUUCGUCUUUUUUAAAAUUAUGUAAUAAAAGCAUUAAAAAGAACUUUCAAUGGCAAUUUCACAAACUAAAAUACAUAAAUUAAAUUAGUUUUUUCAAAAAAUCUAAACCGAAGUUGCUUAUCAUCGAAAAAAAACCAAUCUUCUUUUUGAUGAAAAGUUAUCAAGAGAUUAACUUUUUAUCAAUACACUGGUACUGGCAUCAGGAGUGUAGCCAGCGGAGGAGGUAACAGGGUGCCAGAGCAUCCCUUGACCAAAAAAGUCUGAAGGGAAGUAAGGAUAAAAGAUUCUUCUGAAAGAUAGAAAUUUAUUUUGCUGCUGACGUGCAUCCUCAUAAUGAAACGGCACCUCCCUCAAGAAAUUUCUGGCUACGCCACUGAUUGUCACUGAUAUAACUAUUUUUUUUAUAUUAUGCAGAAUAAAUAUAGCAAACACAUGCAAAGAUACAUUAAUGUAUAUGAUGCACUAAUUAUUAGGACAAAUAAAAAAAGUCAUGAAAAAGAAAUCGAAUAUUGUUGAGCACUUAACAGUUUUCAAAUAAGAUUUAUCUUAUAGGUAUUGGUUGGUCAAAAAUUUUCUAGUGGGUAUAAUAUUCAUGCAUGUCUUUUAUUGUAGCUUCCAAAUAUGAAUAAAUAAAAUAUACAAGUUCAUAUGAUGCGUUAUAAUUUUUCUUUUCGUCAAUGAGCUUUCAUUAUAUAAAACGAUACUCAGAUGAUGAUAUGUUAACGAAAUAGUUGAAAAUUGAGAUGCAGAAUUGAUUUUAUAUAUCUAGAAUAUACAUUCGAACAUUAAAUAUGAACACUGAUGAUACACGAAAAUGAUAUUUUUUUAAUUAGUAAGCAAUUGAUGACGAGAAGGUACAACCAAGUUUAUCUAUCCAAUAUAUAAAAUACUAGAAAUGGUUUAAUUUAAAACUUUAAGUCGAAUACAAACACACAUAUAGUAUUCAAAAUUUUCAACACAUAAUUCUCUUUUUAAGGAUACCGAAAAAAAAAAAAGAUUUUGGUAAACGUCUUUGUAUUUAUAGAAGAAUGUGUAUCUUCAAAACCUAUGAAUCUACAGAGACAUUUAAAAGCAAUAUAUAACAUCAAUCACUCGUUGACUUUUAGAAUGAUGAGCAGCACAUAUUAUCUUUGAUAUCGUAUGCUUUUUUUCUCAAGUGAACAAGAGUUUUAAUAAUCGAAUGAUCUUCGUGAUCAAAAUAUAUUUUAACAGCUUUCAAAUUGAACAGAAUUCUUAUAAAUUUCUUUGAAAUCUUCUGUGUACUUAUAAAAGUAAUUACUUUCAUUAAGUAACGGCAUUUGGUAUCACAGAAGUCAAACCAUAACAGCGCCACCUAUAAAAAAAUUUUAGGAUUUUUUUUGAGUACGCAUCAUGAUCAUAAGUAAGAGAAGAACUUGUUAGAUGUGGUUCAUAAAUGAAAUAGGAAAUGAAGUUUUUUUCUAAUAUAAAGUCCUCCAAUAAAACUGUUGGAUUCUUUAUGUGUUUAGUUUUAAAAUGUGUUCGUUACAUAGACUGUUAAUCUUUCUAUAGAAAACAUGGUCGGGAUUUCAACAGUUUUAUAGCAAAACAAUUUAGUGCAAGUUGUUUUUAUAGUUCAUAAUCGAAAACUAUAUCUAAAAAAAUUAAAUUUAACUCUUUUUUAGAUUUAAACUCAGAAUAUUUUUAUGUAUUUCUCUUUUGUUUAUUUCCAGAUGGAAGAAAAACGUUGUCGACGAAACUCUGUUUCAAGUGUUCAUUCACAGUCGAAUUAUUCGAUUGCAAAUGUUCAAUGCUCCGGUGACCAUACUCAUGCUAUAGUCCAAAGAGAAAAAGAUAAUAAAGUUAUUCUUGUACCUUUGGAUUGUUUUAUUAAUUUUGGUAAAAUUGUAAAAGCAAAUGAAACUGCUACAUACAAGUUAACCACGGAUUCCAGAAAAUCAGAACGUGGAAAAGUAUUGCUUUUCGGUAGUGAAGAUUUAUGUGUUGAACAACUUCAAGUUAUACAAGAGGAGAAUAUUGAAGAAGAUCAACUUUCAGGAAAAACAAAAUAAAUUGAUGAUCAAUUUGAUGCAUUACCUUCAAAAAAAAUAAAUUCGGCUAGUAGUAUUACUGUUAGAUCACCAACACGUUUUGGAAAAAAAACAUCUCAAGUUAAACGAAAGUUGUUUAAUGAUAACACUGAAUUCUUAUCAACUAAUGAGAAUAUUUUUGGAGUUUUAGAGGAUGAAGUUUAUGAAAUCAAUGAUUGUUCAAAAAAAACAAAAUUCAACAAUCUUGUUGCUGGUGAAUCACCAGCAAAACGAAUAACUGAUGUUAAUCAUCAAAUUCUGUCAAAAAAGUUAACUUCAACUGCCUCAUCAAGCCAAGCAGGAUCUCAAUCAGUCUUGAAAUCGAUCAAUCACGAAGAUGGUAAAUAUUAUUUUUUACUUGAUACCUUUUCAGAAUACAAGUUUGUUUAG
Molecule: messenger RNA, 2874 nt
Organism: Rotaria sp. Silwood1
Lineage: Eukaryota; Metazoa; Rotifera; Eurotatoria; Philodinida; Philodinidae
Source: the annotation of a GenBank genome assembly